Molecule: messenger RNA, 2177 nt
Organism: Drosophila takahashii
Lineage: Eukaryota; Metazoa; Arthropoda; Insecta; Diptera; Drosophilidae
Biological process (GO): maturation of SSU-rRNA
Cellular component (GO): nucleus; nucleolus
Molecular function (GO): RNA binding
Source: RefSeq, a predicted model, not a curated record
UCGCCAAGUUGCGAUAGCACAUCGAUAAAUAACGUCAACACUUUGCACGUGUGGAAUUGUUUUUAUUCUGCUUAAAUAAUGUCCAAGUUCCUCUCUUAUUACAAUUUGUUUCCUAUACCGGACCCCAAGGAGUUUCUGGGCCUGGCUGCGGACAGGGAGAAGGGAAAUGUGGUGACCACACUGGCGCGCAAUGUGGUGGUUGUUUUGAAUAUCAUCACACAAAAGCAGUUGCUCAGUUGGUCCCUGCCGGAAAAGCUAUCCUCCAAGGUUAUCUACGACCCCAGCAGCCAGAAAUAUGUGGGCGUCUUCGGAAACCACUCGCUGCGUCUAUGGGAUGUGGACACCAGUGAUGUGGCCAAGUGCAAGAAGCUGAAGUUCCAGAAAAGCAUUGCCCAUUUGGUGGAAACCAACCAGGAGGCCUUGAUUCUCUACAGCGAUGGAAAUUGCCAAACCCUCACACAGGCGAUAGCCUCUCGCAAGGAACAGAAGGAGGACACGGCUGAGCAACUUACCCUUGCCAACAGCAAGGUCAUCAGCAAGCCCUCUGUUUUCACCUUGGCCCAGGGUCAGCAGGUGCUCACUUACUUCGAGGAAACGAAAGCCACUGGCGAACUUCAACUCAUCCGGCUUUCCUUGACAACCUCCAAUCGGCGGGUGUACCUCAUAAAACGGGAGGAUGUCCGCUUAACAGGAUAUGCCGUCGUGGAAGGCGAUGCAGCUCCCCAAUUACUGACCAUUUGGUCCGACAAGCGCAUCUUUAUGCUGAAUCUGGCGGAGCGCACUUCGGAGCGAUCACCCGGACAAUUCGUGUCCAUGCUGGCGGAGCUGAACGUGGAGAGCAAGCUGACUGUGCAUGGGGUCUCGCGAAACUUUGCUGCUAUCUACGGCGCCAACUACGGACAGGAGGGCGCCUCGCUGUUGGUUUACAACACUCAGUUCAAGGUGGUCAAUGCCAAGCAGUACUUCAAAGUGUACCUGGACUUCUCUCGCCUUUGGGCCGGCGAUGAGCACAUCCUGCUAGCCAUGGGUCAGAAUAUUGCCGCCGUGCGGUACCGAAUGAACCGAGAGGUUUUGGUCGAUAUGCUGGGCUCCCAGUUUAGUGACACUCACCUUUCCCCCAUUGAACUGGAUCACAUAAACGAGGAGGAGUACCUGGAGUCUGUGAUCAAGUUCGAUGGCUGCGCAAAGUCCUUCAAUUAUACGGCCGUAAAAUCAAAGUUAAAUAAACAGCUGCCCACGUUGGAAUUCCAAAAGGCAGACGGCAGGGAGUUGGCCUACGACCCCCCUGAGCUUGUGGAUCUAGAGAUGGAUGAAAUCAUCAAGCAACAUGUCCACGGAGAGACGACCACUUGCGAGAACGGAUUGGAAGACGUGAGCGUCACUUUAAUGACGAACUUCUUCGAUGCGGGACCAAAUAACAUAGCUGUACACGCCUUGGUUCGGCAACUGGAAAGAAGUGGAGCGGGCGAGGAGGAGAUUAUAGAGAAAAUUCUCACACUUUUUAUCAAGACCGAGAACACCGAACAUGUCCUCAUGUGCCUGCGCCGUUACAGCAAUAUAUCUGAGAGAAUGCUAGCCUGGUCGCUGCGAUUUGCCUUAGAUAAAAGCACAAAUCGCCCUCUUCUUAAUGGCGAUGCGAAAGACGAGCCCGUAAAGAAAAAUCAGUCCAAUGUCGAGUUGCUGAAUGCAGUGCUGGCCUGCAGUUUUGAUCCAAGCGGCAUCGAGGAUCAUCUUCGUCAGCGCCUGGAGCUCUCCCAUGUCCAACAUUUGAUGAACCACCUGUUCGCACUGGUCAAUGAUCCGAGUGCGCAGCUAGAGGAACGACCCAACCGGGAUUCCUCGCUGGUUCAAACGGAAGUUCAGGCCCUACGAUGGUUCGGCUGCCUCUUGACCUCGCACUUCACCCUGCUGAGCAUUUCCAAGGACGAGGCGCUGCUCGAAACGCUCUACAAGUGGGCCAAUCUCCUCUCCUUUUACGAGGAUAGUUUAUUCGAUUUAGCUAAUUUACUGCCGCAGCUCACGAAUAUUGUGGAGCAGCGUCAGAUGAAGCCCAUUUACUCCACCACAUGGUAUGGAAUCGAGGAGGUGGUGCUCUACUAAAAAGAAGAUGAUACUAGAGAUUUUCUUAAGUUUAUUUUCUUUCAGAUUAAGCCAAAUAAACCUAGAAUUAACGUAUA